Messenger RNA from Penicillium verhagenii, 474 nucleotides. Its product is annotated as DASH complex subunit DAD3 family protein. Bases 1 to 474 code for a protein of 157 amino acids. The record is from RefSeq and is a predicted model, not a curated record. Gene Ontology annotation, cellular component: mitotic spindle; DASH complex. Gene Ontology annotation, biological process: attachment of spindle microtubules to kinetochore. The transcript is spliced from 2 exons. Lineage: Eukaryota; Fungi; Ascomycota; Eurotiomycetes; Eurotiales; Aspergillaceae.
AUGUCGGCCUUUGCCCCCCACGACGACGAAGAUACCCAAGACUUCUCCUAUGUCUCUCCAGACCCCGCGACCACUACCCCCAGACCCCAAGAGAUGACCCCCGAAGCUUCACACGUCCGCAGCCGCUCCGCCAACCCACUCCUGGGCAAUGACAACCCCCUCGUAUCCGAACUCGAGCAGGAAGUACUAGACGAGUACUCCCGUCUACUACGGAAUGUGAACCUGCUCUCCGAUAAAGUCUCCGACCUCGCCGGUUCCCCCGCCUCAAUGACACUCGACGGGCUACGUCUUCUGGAACGCAAGACUGCGACCGUGUGUACUUUGCUCAAGGCCAGUGUUUACAGUAUUGUUUUGCAGCAGCAGAUCUGGAACGAGGAUCAAGAGCAGCAGCAGCAGGGUGGGGAGGGGCAUUAUGAUGAUCAGACAUACCAUGGGGACGGGUAUGAGGGGGAAGGCGAUAUGACAUUCCAAUGA